AUGACCUCGGUGCCGCCGAUGGACAAUCCGUCGCCGGCAUUGAAGGCGUCGCCGAGCGUCUCGGGAUUUGCCGGCGGCGUACCGGUGAUGACGAUUCCGGUGAGCCCGGGGAAUUUCGCGAUCAACUUCGAGAGCGAUGUGUCCGCCGAGCGACCAGCCGACGACAACGGCUCUUUCGACGCCGAGUUCGGUCAGAACAUCGACGAUGGCGUCGGCGUAACCGUUCUGCGUGUAUGCGGCUUCGGGGAUCGCUCGCGUCCUCGGAGUCGCCGUGGCCGAGCAGCCGGCGUCGACCUGAUGACGGAAGAUGGAGCGGCUGGCCGAGUUCCGUGGAUGAAGACAACCGGAAAACCGUCGGUGGCACUGUCGUCGACUGCCAUGACGCCAUGCCGGGUUUCGAUCUUGGUGGUUGUCAUCGGAAUCCUCAUCGUUCGAAGUGCACGGUCAGCGGGUAUCCACGCUACCGGGCAUAUGCGGCAUAAAGUUCACUCGUGGACUUCGCAUUGCGCUCGUGCAGUUGGCACGGUCACGAGACCUACGCUCCGGACGAACCUGAGCUGCGGGAUCGACUUCAUGUGGAGACAGCGG
Mesorhabditis spiculigera is the source of this 588-nucleotide messenger RNA. NCBI's taxonomy places the organism in Eukaryota, Metazoa, Nematoda, Chromadorea, Rhabditida, Rhabditidae. The record is from the annotation of a GenBank genome assembly.